Molecule: messenger RNA, 800 nt
Organism: Helianthus annuus (common sunflower)
Lineage: Eukaryota; Viridiplantae; Streptophyta; Magnoliopsida; Asterales; Asteraceae
Exons: 2
Coding region: 189-797 (202 amino acids)
Source: RefSeq, a predicted model, not a curated record
UGAGCGAAAAAUGGACAAAAGAACAAGAAGAGGCGUUGGCGAAGGCGUGGGUACAUUGUUCUACCAACAAAAAAAAGGGCAAUCAACAAAGUCGCGAAAGUUUUUGGGGUAAAAUUUUAGAGCACUUUAACAAAACUAUCGGUGGAAGUAAUCGGACCGUUCAUCAAGUACGGUCUAAAUGGAACCCGAUGCAUGCGAAAAUAAACUUUUUCAACGGCCUAUACCAACAAGCGGAUCGCACACGAGCAAGUGGAUGUCAAGAUCUCGACGUGAUGAAAGUCGCGUUAAAAGAAUUUAAAGAAAGAUUUCCAAGCGGUUUUCAACACAUCGAGGCGUGGGAGGUCGUUCGAAAACACGAGAAAUGGGCCCAAGUCCCAUUGAUGGGCGAGGAAGGUGAAGGUUCGGCACAUAAAAGAAAGCCGGUUGAAGUAGACUUUUCAAUACCGGAUAUUAACGAAGAUCCCUCGCCACAAAGAGCACAACGGCGAGACAAGCGUCAAGCUACAUCGUCCGAGGGAAGCUCGGCCGAGUUGGCGGCACAAUUCAAAGUGUACACCGCCAUGAAAGAAGCGAAGCAAGCGGUAGAAUUGGAGGCGAUCGAAUUGAGGAAAAAAAGAGAGUCGGAGGCUCGCGAGCUCAUAUCGGUACAAAUCGAGACGAUGAAAAACUACAAUUACGAUCGAGAUAUGAAAACCUUCCUUAAACCGCACGACGAUGUUCCGCCAAGUAUGUUGCCGAUCAUCCUAGCCCGAAAGCGAGAAAUCGCUAACAAGUACGGGUGGCCAUGCGAUUUCUAGUUU